Molecule: messenger RNA, 6321 nt
Organism: Ictalurus furcatus (blue catfish)
Lineage: Eukaryota; Metazoa; Chordata; Actinopteri; Siluriformes; Ictaluridae
Gene: pdpk1a
Product: 3-phosphoinositide dependent protein kinase 1a
Exons: 14
Coding region: 1306-2835 (509 amino acids)
Biological process (GO): peptidyl-serine phosphorylation; intracellular signal transduction
Molecular function (GO): ATP binding; protein serine/threonine kinase activity
Source: RefSeq, a predicted model, not a curated record
GACAGUGAACGCAAAUUAACCGGGAAUGCUAAAAUCAAGUGAGCCUGAAACCAGACCAACACUGCUGGGGGUGCCAGGAACCACCUGAGAGUACCAAACCUGGUCCAGCACAACGAUGCCCCUGUGCACAAAGCGAGCUCCAUGAAGACAUGGUGUAUUAAGGUUGGAGUAGAAGAACUCCAGUGUCCUGCACAGAGUCCUGACCUCAACCCCACUGAACACCUUUGUUACAAUGCUUCAAAAUCUAGUGGAAAGCCUUUUCACAGAAGAGUGGGGGUUAUUAUAACAGCAAAGGUGACGGUCAGGUGUUUAAACAUAUUGUUUAACAUAGUGUUUAACCCCAUAAAGUUUCAGUAAAAUAAGCCUAAAAUGCCUAUCCAAUUCAUAGCCAAAUUAAAAUUAAAGCUGUUCUUGGACCAUUUAGACUACAUCUAUGGUUUGGGUCUCUUUUGAAAUGGGACACUCUGACGUUUUGUCCCCAUAAGUGAGAAUCACUGUAAGUGCUACUGGAAUUGAGUAAUGGAGGUUGGAACACACUGAAACAGAUUUUUUUUUUUUUUUUUUUUUUGCAUACAGAUGCCUGCAGAUUCCCACAGUUGGAAGCUAUGAACUGGAAAACACAAUUUGACCACAGCACAAAGACUUUCCUAGUCCAAGCCGCAUCCAUCCAUCCACCUUCAUGGGGUAUGCCCAUGAGGUUUUUAUACCAAAACCUUUUGGAGACUCCAAAGGGCUGUUAGUAACCAUGUCCACAUAACUAGGAUAAUAAAAUCCUGCUACUCUUGAUUUUAUUUAGAAUUAUCAUAUCACAUAUCCAACAAUCUACAAAAUGUAUAUUUAUAUGUAUUUUCAUACGUAUACUCAUUCACACUUGGAGAAAUGCACAGAUGGAACUCAAACCAUAGCACUUGGAACUGCACUUCAUGGUUUUAACCAGCAGAUGCCACUAGAGCGCACUGCCUUGAGUACAUUUUGGAAGAAAGCUUCAUUUUUAUUUUUUUACCAGCACAAUAGAGAAGUAUAUAGUUGGAUAGAAUUGCAGACGGUGGAACAGACCAGAACUGUUCGAUUAUAUUCUGUAGUCAGACAGUGAGGUUGAAUAAAAGUGCUGUAGUUGUGGCGUACGGUGCGUGACGUCAGAGGCAGGGGACGAGGGCGGGGAAUGGAGGCAGGGAGUCAGUGCUCUCUCUCUCUAUAACAUUACUAACAACAAACGCUGAGAGCUCGCAUGGAUUAGACGGGCGGCGAAAUACACGUGAUGCUGCCCUCGUCCAGACCUCGCUGUGUGCCCGCGCUCCUCUCUCCAUGGUAAGCGGACAGCGCAGGAAGCUCGAGGCGGCCGAAGGUAUGGAGGCCCCUGUUUCUCAGACACACACUUUACACACUCAGCAAAAGAAACGACCCGAGGACUUCAAAUUCGGCCGAAUCCUCGGUGAAGGCUCCUUCUCAACCGUGGUUUUAGCAAAAGAGCUUUCUACAGGAAAGGAAUAUGCAAUCAAGAUUCUUCUGAAGCUGCACAUCAGGAAGGAGAAUAAAACACACUAUGUAAAAAGGGAGCGGGACAUCAUGUCCAGCAUAGAUCAUCCCUUUUUUGUAAAGCUCUACUUCACAUUUCAGGAUGCUGAAAAAUUAUAUUUUGGACUAAGUUACGCUAAGAACGGCGAACUGCUCCGCUACAUUCGCAAAAUAGGCUCUUUCGAUGAGACCUGCACACGCUUUUACGCCGCAGAAAUAGUCUGCGCUCUUGAGUAUCUACAUUCAAUAGGAAUCAUUCACAGGGACCUGAAACCAGAGAAUAUUUUACUGAGCGAGGACAUGCACGUUCAGAUUACGGAUUUUGGAACGGCGAAGCAGUUUUCCUCCGAUAGCUCUCAAACGAGAGCGAACUCUUUUGUCGGGACGGCGCAGUAUGUUUCACCAGAACUGCUGACUGAAAAAUCAGCAUGUAAAAGUUCGGACCUUUGGGCUCUAGGCUGUAUAGUUUACCAAUUGGUGGCUGGAUUGCCCCCCUUCAGAGCAGCGAAUGAAUACUUGAUAUUCCAGAAGAUAAUAAAACUGGAGUAUGAAUUUCCAGAGAAAUUCUUUCCCAAAGCUAAGGAUCUGGUGGAGAAGCUAUUAUGUUCAGAGCCCACCAAGCGUCUAGGCUGUGAGGAGAUGGGGGGCUACAAUCCCCUGAGAGCCCACGCCUUCUUUGAGAGCAUCUCUUGGGAGAACCUCCAUCUGCAGACUCCUCCGAAACUCACCCCGUACCUGCCAGCCAUGGCCGAGGAUGAGGAGGAGUACUACGGCAAUUAUGAUGACCUCCUGAGUCAGUUCAGCAGCAUGGAGGUUGUUCACUCCAGUUCCUCACAGGCUCUGUCGGUGCUGACCACGUUGUUGCCCCAGAGAUCCACCAGCAACAUCGAGCAGUACAUCCAUGACCUGGACAGCAACUCCUUUGAGCUGGACCUGCAGUUCUCCAGCGAGGAGAAGCAGCUGCUGUUGCAGAAGCAGACCAGCAGGAACCCCUGGCACCAGUUUGUUGAAAACAACUUGAUAUUAAAAAUGGGACCAGUUGACAAAAGAAAGGGCUUGUUUGCUCGUCGAAGGCAGCUGCUACUGACGGAGGGGCCGCAUCUUUACUACGUAGAUCCUGUGAAUAAAGUCCUCAAAGGGGAGAUCCCAUGGUCUCCUGAGCUGCGACCAGAAGCCAAGAACUUCAAGACUUUCUUCGUCCACACGCCACACAGGACGUAUUAUUUAAUGGACCCCAACGGCAAUGCGGACAAAUGGUGUAAGAAGAUCCAAGAAGUCUGGGGAAAGAUUUACCACAAUCAUCAGAAUACAGACAUGUAGAGAGGUGAUCUGAGAGAGAGAAAAGGAGAAUGAGAGAGAGACAAGGCACAUCCUCGUGAACUGAGCCUUUUAGUAGUUAAGCACUUCUAAAGACUUUGGCAAGACCAGCAUUUUAGGAUUAAGUUAAACGUUCAUUCUGCAGUAGGCUUGUGCGAUAUAUAUAAUUUUUACCCCUAAUUGAGAUUUUCUAUUUGAAAAUGUUGCGAAUAACGAUUUAAUCAUUUCUGUUUGUGUUACUCGCUGCCUUUAGACAUAUUAUUUUAAUUCUGUUUACUUUUGAUCAUAAUGUUUUAUUUAGACAUUACAGAUCUUACUCGCGCUACACUCUGUAUCACAGCGUCUGCACUGCCUGUGAGGAGCAACGCGGCCUCGUUACUAACACGUCACUUCCGUUAUAAUAAAUGACAGAAGUUACACUGAUGCAGCAUAUAAUGACAAUAAACUUAAAUUAAAUGAAAUCUUUUAAGCAGCUCGCGACAGCAUCACUGUCGUGCUUCCAUGCUGCACAAACUCCGCUUUAUAAAGUUCUCUGCAGUGUUUAAUAUAAAAUGCUCCCUUGCCUUAGAGGACUUGGAGGUCGCACACUUUCUUCCUCAGUCACGUGACGAUUUCGCCUCCGUCUGAUGGAGACUGAGGUCAUGUUGGGAAUAAAAGGUAACGGUGACAUAAACAGUAAACUGAAGAAAGUCAUUGUCGGUGACUCUGGGUAUUAGGCUAAAGAUGACGUCAUGCGCCACUGACUAGGAAGCGGCUUAUACUUCCGGUUAUUAAAAAAACGGCUGGGGUUCCAUUUGAGAUAUUACCUUUCUAAAAUCCACACACUAGACGGUGGAGUAUACAAUGCAUAGGGUAAGUGUAUAGUACUUCACACAACUUUAGUAUUUACUCUCCAAAGCGUGUUUUCGGAACAGAAGUAACGUAAUGAGUUAAUAUACGCUGUGCUGCGGGCAGACCAACUAAUUGAUAAUGAGAUUCAUUCAACAAUUUUCAUAAUCGAUUAUUAUCAAGUUUAUGAAUUAGUUGUUGCAGCUCCAAUUUUUAUUAUAUAUAUAUAAAUAUAUAUAUAUAAAAUAUUUUAAAUUGGUUCUCUAAUGCGUCAUGUGGACAUUAUAAUAUAUAUACAACAUUUUCUCCGUUGCUGUCGCUCACAAUGCGUAUUUAAUCACUUGUUAAUUUAUCACUAACAAAGCAUUUGAUUUGACAGUUGACGACGUAGCCCCCCCCCCCCCCCCCCCCCCAGAAUUUUCUGUGACAUCCUUAAUAACUAUUCUUGUCUAAUAUAGCACUAUUCGGACAGGAUACAAUUUACACCUGUCCUUGUCCGAUUUAGUUUCUCUCCGUAUCGGACAUGUCUCUCUUUUUUUUUUUUUCCUUUUUUUUUUUUCUCAGUCCUCUAAGAAAAUUACAGGCCUACCGCUCGUCUGAAUUUUUAGUCUGUAUGUUUCUGUAGUUUCAGUGUAUUUUGGAGCGAUAACGCGGUGUUUUUGCCGAGAAUACAGAACGCGUAAAAGUUGGCAGGUCUGAUAACAUGAACGUAACAUAAUAUCACGUGGAGACGAUAAUAUUGUAAUAUCGCACAAGCCUGAAGAAAUCCACUGAUGUUCUGCUCAGUGCUCACGAGCUGUAGUGUUAUUCACAUUUACAAUCGAACUGUAAUUUAUAUGGAUAAGAACCAGUGCACCGCUAGCGUAAGUCUGCACAUAGCUAAAGGCUCCACAUGCAUCAAUUUGUGUUCCCUUUAAGGGCUGCAAUCAAGUUCAACACAGCUGUCUGUCGUAUCAGGACGUACACAGGUACUCGAAUCAUUUUGAAAGUCGGUGGAGGAAGAGAAACGCCAGAGGAUUGCAUUUUGCACUGAACUGUACAUAAAGGCAGUACGAGUGUAUUUAUCAGCGUACGACUGCUGUAGAUGUUUUCAUUGCACCUUCCUCAUCCGAGGACUUUUUUUUUUCCAGCAUGAAAAUCAGUGCCUGUUCUGUUGGACUUAUUAACCCCAGACUCCUUAUUUAUUAAAGCGUGAGUAUACUGGGAGUAUACUGUACCCCCCUGUGUUUCUCUUCCUGUACAUUUAUUGUUUAUACGUUUGUGCUAUCAGGGAAGUCCGAUGAGUGACGGUUUGAUGCCUGGGAUUACAAACGAGACGUUCAGGUUGUUCUGUUGCCACAAAAACAAUAACUACUUUUAGCAGUUCCGUUAAGUCCUGCAUUCAGGAGGCUUUGGUGCUGCGUUAUAAAUUUAAAAGACUAUAAUUCUAUGCUAUUUAUGCAGAUUGGUAUGGUUCUGGCGUUUAUAGUGGCAUUUUAUUUGUACUUUUGUGGUUGUUGGUUUGGUUUUUUUUGGUUUACAGAUCAGAUUUAGAUUUUUUUUUUUUUUUUUUAAAUACUGAUUCUUAAAGUGCACCUAUUAUGGUUUUUCAAAUAUUACCUUUCAUGUAGUGUGUUUAUAUAUGUAGCUGUUUGUGAAUGUAAAAAAGUCUGCAAAGUUUCAAAAAUCAAAGAGCACGACGAACGGAGUUAUUGACUCCCAAAAGAAGGAACCGAUUCUGAACAGCUGAAACGAGUCGUUAGUGAUUCCAGAUUUUACUUUGUGUACUAACCUACAUAGGUUUAGAGAAUGCUUUCUGAAAGUAGUAGUUUAGAACGAAUCUUUUAGAACGGAUCAUUUAACACUGCGGAAAAAAAUGUAAUGCUGCAAUUUAAAUUAUGAGCACGUUAAAGUGUUUUUUGACCUCGGAUGUAUGUAAAUCUAUUGUAUGAGAGCUUUAAAACAAAAUUAGGCACAUUUCAAAACCAUAAUAGGUGCGCUUUAAAAUUCAGAUAAAGGUACACUUUAUUUGCUACACAUUUGGGUUUUUUUUUCAUGUCGUUUUGUGGAAUUUAGCAGGGUUUUUUUUUUGUUUGUUUUUUUGUUUUUUUUACAGUUUUAGUGAAAUCCUCUGUAAGAUCUAUAAAUGCAGUCUGAAACACAACGACAUGCUGUAUCAGUCAUAAUUAACACAUGGAUGUGGGUUUCUCCGGACGGAAUUUGUACAAUUCUACCUGCUCUGUGGCCGAAUACAACUGUGAUGUACAGAUAUUCAGAAAGUAACUUAAUGUUACAAAGAUACAGCUUUUUAUAUUUUUAUUCUUCUAUAAGAUUAUUCGCUGACCGUGGUUCAGCCUUACUGUUGUUUGUGUUUUUAUUUAAAUUCUAAUAUAUGGAUGGUGUUUUGUUUUAAGAGAUCGCGCAAGUUCAGGGGCCGUCGUGUAUGUCCUGAGAUGUAAAAGAUGUGAAAAAAAGAAUUGUAAGCUGUUUAUCUUUUGCUACCUUCUCAUUUCAUUGUACAUUUUCUGUUUUGUUAUUAAAUUAAUUAUGUCCAAUUUGUUUUUUUUGUUGUUGUUUUUUUUUAAUGUUUAAUCUCCUGGGUUUUGCGUGUUAUUUAAAGAUUGAUGUAGGAAUGUGUCACGUGACCACAUGGCGACUCCUGUAAUAAAGGCAUGUACCGUA